GCUGGGCAGAGAAGGUCUCAGGCUGGGGGUCCUGACGACUUUCCAGAUCUCCCUCCUGAGCAGCAAUGGGGGUGGGUCGGAUCCUGGGGGCUGGGAGCCGCUGGGCUGGGGCUCUGCUAGUGACACUGACGGUGCUGAGAACCCACCUGACUCAUUGCACGGAGCCCCCAGCGGAGAACAUGCUCUCCCAGGUGGCCUUCUACCAGCGCACAGACCCAACCCAGCGGGAGGCUGGGGAGUUCAUGUUUGAGUUCGACCAGGAUGAGAUCUUCCACGUGGACCUGGAGAGGAAGGAGACCGUCUGGCGCCUGCCUGACUUCGGCAAGUUCACCAGCUUCGAGGCGCAGGGCGCCCUGGGCAACAUCGCCGUGCUGAAGAAGAACAUGGAGAUCAUGAUCCAGAGGUCCAACCGCACACGGGCCCGGAACG
Molecule: messenger RNA, 429 nt
Organism: Chrysemys picta bellii (western painted turtle)
Lineage: Eukaryota; Metazoa; Chordata; Testudines; Emydidae
Source: RefSeq, a predicted model, not a curated record